AUGCCUUGUUUUCAGAGGGGCGGAGUCUGCGCGUAUAUGGCUAGUCUUGGCCCCCAAUCGCAGUCUGCCCUGUCUGUCUUACGGGGUGCCUCUUUCGGAACCAUUGGACAGGCUCAAUGCCUGACGUACUUUGGCUACUACAUAGAAGAGUGCUCAGCCCAUUUUCGCCUGCCACAAAAUGCAGACUACAGCAGCACCUUAGCAUACAACUCACCAUGCGUCGUUUGCUGUGCUGCGCUAUGCUGUCCACGCAAGAUCGGAAACUUUCAUGCUAUACCUACUGUCACCGGGCCCGGCAAAACGGCAUCCCCCGUUCGAGAUGUGCUAAACAUAGCAUCCGUACGGAUACAGCGGGUGGAAACCAUCAUAUGUGACAGAGUCUCCAGGGCUCAGAAGUCUGGGAACCCAAGCAUUCUCAAGUGGUUUCCACUUGGCCUGACAGAGCCUUGGGGCGGUUUUCUUCCGUCGAGCCGUUGUUAUGUUCCACUUCAGUGCAUAAGUCCAGCUGGGAGGGGCGUCAAGUCUGUCACCCGCACGCCAAGGAAUGAGGGAGCGUGGUGGUGGCAUGACGGGGCCUUUGCCGGUGCUCCGACCACGCAUUUCCCACCGGCGCCUAUGCAUCUCUUUUGCUCGGCUGCCGCUGCUGCGCCUCCCGGAAACCACCGUCCUUUCAGUCGCCACACGGCAUCGGGGCACUCGGGGCAUAAACCUGAGUACGCGGACCACCACCACCUCUGCGCACCCGACCCGGCGUUUCUAAUCAUUGACUCCGCCCAGCCUCCAGAGAAGAACAUACCUGUCAGCUGCGGAACCGCCGACGAACAGCUCUCGGACCCGUCUUCCUCCGUCGCCGCCGCCGCGCCACGAGCGAACUUCUCAACUUUGCCUUGCGCACAUUACCCCUCAGCUUCAAGCCAGCAAUCGCCCAAUAUUGCAGCCAUGCCUUCCAAGCCCAAUUCCCAGCGUGAUAGCGAGUCCGAGGUUAGAUCUUGGGGGUUUCCUCAUGUCUUCACUUGGACCGACGGACCAAACGCGCACUACUCCCCGCAUUCGCAUCGGGGUCUGACGACCCAUCUGAUCCUGCGUGGGAACCUUACCAUCACUUAUCCCAAGGACAAGAACCCCGACAAGGUUACUUAUGGCGUCGGCGAUCGUAUCGACGUGGACGCCGGCCGCGUGCAUGAAGUAUGGAUUGGCGAUGAGGGUUACAAUGGCUGUUCUGCGAAUUCAACGUGGUGCGUUAUAGUCAAACACGACAAGCUCUUCCCUGGCAUGCAGAGUCUGAGCAGGCUCACAUCCCUCCCCCAUUCUCUAUUAUGGAGCUUCCCACCAAAGUCCAGAUACCCAAGUAUCGACAUCAAACGUAAACUUGGCCGAUUUGACUUUGAAAAACCCCUCAGGGACGCCUUCAUAGAUGUUCUUUUUGUCAAGUCUGGAAGAAAAUGCGUCCUCAAGCGUAUACAAUGCGCUCCACAGCCGAGUUGCCCGAACCCCCUCGAACAGGACCAGGAGGCCAGCUCCGUGAAAGAGCUAACCUCAACCAGUAGUGGAAACGACUUUGAAACAUGGAGAAAUCCUUUGCCCGUGCGCCAUGGCCUUGAGGACCGCCCCGACUCGUUCAGGAGUAUGGCGAUCAAAACGUUCCGGAAGGCCAUGGAACCUGCCCAACCACCUUGGCCACGAGGCAGCUUCGUAUAUCUGCAUGCUUGUGAAAAUGGUUCAUACUGUCGAGCUUCAGUAUCGGCGUCCUCAACGCGUCCUCCGAAAGAGGCCAUGAUUUCUGAAGCAAGAUACGUGACCAAGAGGCUCGGCAAUAAUACUAUCGAUUACACGCCGCUUGAGAACACUUGGCUGGUGUCGAUGGAAGCGUGCUUGUUCUUUGCUAGAUCUCCCGCUUCACUGAUAGAUGACAAGCUCAAACCAAUCGAGGCUAUCUCUCCGCAUCUUCAGGCUUUCUGCGAGCGCUUGGCUGCUCGAAAUUCGUCCGUCUACCUUCAUCUCAUGGUCUCCUUCCCGGCGGUUGGCAGCAGUGUUUGCGACAGCAACUGUCUGGCUCCAGGCAUGGGUUUGGACGAUGGCUCCUAG
Messenger RNA from Colletotrichum lupini, 2085 nucleotides. RefSeq lists its product as uncharacterized. The record is from RefSeq and is a predicted model, not a curated record. The transcript is spliced from 17 exons. NCBI's taxonomy places the organism in Eukaryota, Fungi, Ascomycota, Sordariomycetes, Glomerellales, Glomerellaceae. Bases 1 to 2085 code for a protein of 694 amino acids.